AUGACGGGUUCAAUUGAGGAUACAGGCACGGGUCCGCCCCGGUUUGACGAGAAGAAUAUGAUCAUGCCGCAGGAGAGCAGCGACAUGGAUCGUCGACACAGUCAUCAGGAAGUGGCCGAUUCGAGCUCGAAUGAGGCUGGCCUCACAGAAUCGGAGAUGGAUAUCCCGAUGACUUUCCGCCGCUUCAUGGGAUUUACAGCCAUGGCCUUUUUGUGGACAGGCAGUCAGAUCCCUGUUUACCUGUUUGGAGGAAUCCCUCCCUAUAUCUAUGGAUCCAUCGGAGGAGCCGAUCGGUGGGUUUGGUUUGUCCUGGCAAACUUACUCGGUCUUGCGGCAGUCUGUCCCUUUGUCGGAUCUUUGUCGGAUCUGAUCGGACGUCGCUAUGUCGCUAUCAUCGGAGCUUCCCUCACUGUUAUCGGAAUGAUUGUCUGCAGUACAGCAAACACAAUGAAUAUUUUUAUCGCCGGUAUGGCGAUUGCUGGCGCCGGCGCCGGCGUGAAUGAAUUGACUGCGCUGGCUGCAACCUCAGAGAUGGCACCAACCCGCAAGCGAGGUGUUUAUGUCGCCGUGCUGAUUUUCACCAUCAUCCCCUUUACCCCGUCGGUUCUCUGGGCCCAGCUCAUCGCAUAUUACAGUAGCUGGCGUUAUGUGGGUGCAUUCAGUGGAGCGUGGAACGCAUUUGGUCUUUUGAUUACAAUCAUUCGCAUUGACUUUGUGGGUGGAUUCUUGAGCAUUACAGGACUUAUCGUCUUCCUAGCUGGAUUGCAGUGGGGUGGAUACAUGUAUCCCUGGUCCUCUGCCCACGUCCUUGCCCCCCUGAUCAUUGGUUUCCUACUGUUGGUGGCUUUCGCAUUCUGGGAGAUCUAUGGCGCCAAGUACCCAAUUUUCCCGACACGGUUGAAGCAAGAACCUCGGACUUUGGGUCUUACCCUGGUUAUUACUUGCAUUUCUGGCUGCAAUUUCUUCUCCGUGCUCAUGUUCUGGCCCACUGAGUCCUUCAAUGUCUACGGCCAUGACCCUGUGAUGGUUGGACUUCGCAGCCUGCCUAUUGGUCUUGGCAUUCUGGUUGGAGCUUGUAUUGUUCUUGUGCUUUUGAGUGUGUUUAGGGGACAUAAUAAAGAGCUGUUGAUUAUUAGCAGUGUCCUCAUGACUGCUGGUUGUGGUGCUUUGGCUGUUGGACGUGUCGACAAUAUGUAUCAAUUAUGGGGGCUAUUGGUCCUCGCUGGUCUUGGAAUUGGUGGUAUCGUUGUCCCCGCUUCGAUUAUAACCACUAUCAUUUGUCCUGAUGAUCUCAUUGCUACCAUCUCUGCUCUCACUCUAUCCAUUCGUGUUGUGGGUGGUGGUAUUGGCUACACCAUCUACUACAACGUCUUCAUCUCCAAGUUCGUCCCUAAGGCCACAUACUACAUCGGUGGUGCCAUGGAGAUGUACCUCAACAUUACAGACGUCGAAGUCAUCACUGAGGUUAUCACACUCACGGGUGCUUCUCUGCUCGAUGAGAUCAAGGAAAUCCCUGGGAUUGCAGGCAAUGAGACUGCCUAUCAAAUAGUGGUCGAAGCGGGCCAGAUGGCCUACUCGGAAUCGUACAAGUAUGUGUAUUAUGUGAGUAUUGCUUUUGGUGUGAUAUCCAUCAUCUCCGCAUGUUUCUUGGGCAAUAUCACUAAGUACAUGACCAACCAUGUUGCGGUGGUGAUGUGA
Messenger RNA from Penicillium longicatenatum, 1698 nucleotides. RefSeq names its product putative MFS drug efflux pump. Bases 1 to 1698 code for a protein of 565 amino acids. Gene Ontology annotation, cellular component: membrane. Lineage: Eukaryota; Fungi; Ascomycota; Eurotiomycetes; Eurotiales; Aspergillaceae. The transcript is spliced from 9 exons. The record is from RefSeq and is a predicted model, not a curated record. Gene Ontology annotation, biological process: transmembrane transport. Gene Ontology annotation, molecular function: transmembrane transporter activity.